AUGUCAUUGCCGAGUUUAAAGCCAAGCCAUCAUUCUAUCAUUACACAAGAAAAUUCGAAUUCACCUCUUCCAAAUGAAAAAUUAUCUCUGGCAGGAAAGCAUCAGAAAUUUUCCUUCGAGCUAUUUAGAAAGGAUUUCGAUGGCAAUCCCGUAAAAGUUCACCUCGCUCAUGCUCAUAACCAGGAACCAGAUGUUCACGAGACGGGCGUUCCAGAAACUGUGAACUGGACUUGUGAGGAGGAAUGUUUCACGAAUAACUUCAUCAACGGCCGACGUUUGAUCCUCAUCAACUCAUCCACGCUAACAAAGUUAGGAAUCCACGACUUCGAACACAUCAAAUUUUUGGCAAGCUCGAUUCGACGGUUGAUUAGGGUGCCCUUCGUGUCUGGCAACCACAGCAUUGCAGACCCCCACACCAAUGCACUUGGUUAG
Molecule: messenger RNA, 432 nt
Organism: Helobdella robusta
Lineage: Eukaryota; Metazoa; Annelida; Clitellata; Rhynchobdellida; Glossiphoniidae
Exons: 4
Coding region: 1-432 (143 amino acids)
Source: RefSeq, a predicted model, not a curated record